UCACUUCUCUCUCAGGAAGAUGACAAACAGAAGGUUGCAGGUGGAAGAUAAAUUUUUAAGAGCUUACAGUUUAUUUAAAUAGUUAACUUAAUGAUUAGUCCAUGUGUUAAUUAAAUGGCAAAUUACGACAAGGUGAAAAUUUUGGUGGUGGGGGAUUCAGGGGUCGGGAAGACGUCCGCCGCUCAUCUCAUGGUGUACGGGAACCCCCUCCAAAAGCCCUCGUGGACAGUGGGGGUGGCCCUUGAGGUCAAACUGCACGAGUUCAAGGGUGGUACCCCUGCACAAAAAUCAUACUUUAUCGAAUUCUGGGACGUUGGAGGAUCCUCGGCCCAUCGCAACUCGCGACCUGUAUUUUACCACGGGGUCAACGGGAUCAUCCUCGUCCACGACUUGUCAAACAGGAAAUCGAAAGCAAAUUUGAAUAAAUGGCUAAUCGAAAUUUUUACUCCCGUUGAUCCUUCAGGAUCAUCAACAUUAGAACCAUCCUCGGUAGAAUUUGACCCAGAACAGUUCAUGGGGUCGAGUCAUCCCCCAAUUUUAGUAGUGGGGACAAAACUAGAUAAUUAUUCAGGAAACGGUACCGUCGAGGAGGGAAGUUUGCCGACAAGGACGCCCACGCCAAGACCUUCGUCAAUCGCUCAAGAAUGUGGGGCAGAGGAAAUUUUUUUGAACUGUUUGGACCCGAAGUCGCUGGCACCGGGAUCAACAGCGUCGGUAAAGUUGACAAGAUUUUUUGAUCGUGUGAUUGAUCGCAGAUUUCAUAAAGAGAAUCCAAGUGGAUUGUAUGAUAGGAGAAAGUUAUAUCCGACUAGUACGAAUAAUAGGAUGUUUCAAGGCAUGUAAAAUAAUUAAUUUUAAUUCAAAAAUGUUAUUGGAAAUUUUUUAAGUUUUUACAAAGAGUUUAGAAUACACACUAAAUUAUAUAAAUGUAGCAUAUAUAAAUUAAGUCAUAUUUUUGUGAUAAUAAGAAAGAUCAAUUGAAAA
Molecule: messenger RNA, 984 nt
Organism: Folsomia candida
Lineage: Eukaryota; Metazoa; Arthropoda; Collembola; Entomobryomorpha; Isotomidae
Product: rab-like protein 3
Exons: 4
Coding region: 115-843 (242 amino acids)
Biological process (GO): intracellular protein transport
Cellular component (GO): endomembrane system
Molecular function (GO): GTP binding; GTPase activity
Source: RefSeq, a predicted model, not a curated record